This is a messenger RNA of Varroa destructor (honeybee mite), 9944 nucleotides long. RefSeq lists its product as uncharacterized. Gene Ontology annotation, biological process: endothelial cell migration; Rho protein signal transduction. The record is from RefSeq and is a predicted model, not a curated record. Gene Ontology annotation, cellular component: plasma membrane; endocytic vesicle; axon. Gene Ontology annotation, molecular function: guanyl-nucleotide exchange factor activity. NCBI's taxonomy places the organism in Eukaryota, Metazoa, Arthropoda, Arachnida, Mesostigmata, Varroidae.
UCUGUAGACGUAGCUCGUUCGGCUUACUUAUGAAACUAAGGGCGUCGAGCAGGUUAAUAUUUAAAUGAUCUGUAAUACGGGAAAGCCGGUUGACAACAUUUAAUCUAUUGUAGCUUUGUCGAAACUGCUAAAGUUGCACUUUAUAUUGUUCCGAUUAUUGCGUUCAUUCCUUACACUCUAGAUGCUUCUCGUGGCGUUCGGCAUCUUGAUGAAGGACUAUGAAGGCCGAGAACAAGAUAACUAUGAAAGCGAUAGGACGACAUAGUGAGAAAUGUGGUUGUUGGAAUCGUAACCGUUCGGGCUGGCGAGAAUCUCAGCGUGUGGUGAAAAUCAGCAGCUGCCACCAUAAGACCUACAGUGGAUGAAGUUGCACCUGCAACACACAGCGCCACAGUAGACCUAAAUGUAUAGACCCUGUUUUCAGCUGGUGCCUUGUCUACUUCUGUAGGUAAAUAGUAUCUAGUAUAUCGAGUUUUCACAACCACAGCCAGGAACGCGUGCUCUACUAUGAGUUGCGAUGAUUACAGGACCGCCGGACAACCCUAUGAGAUUCGAACACCCGGGGAGACCCUUGAGGGACAAGACGGUAUGCCCUCUCCGUGUAUUUGAUCAGGUCGCGAUAUAGUAAACCUCGCCUACUUGUGCAUACUGCUAUAUGAAAUGGCAUUGACUGCCGCUGGCAAUGCUGGCGCUGCUUCAGCCGCUGACAUCUCUCGACAUCGUUUUCCUUGGUCUCGACGCGCCCGCGAUCUGACAUUGACCACACUGACCCAUUGCCCGUGCUGCUACUGCCGUGGUGCUAAAACCACUUGACCGUUACUGUUUGCUGAUUGUGGCAAUGCGCGCAAAACUAUUGGCCUACGGAAAGCAGCGUGAUGCUUAAGUGAACCUGUCGUAUCGUUAAAGCAGCUGAGCGGUCGAAGUCGAAAGUUCGACGCACCUGAGAAGUAUAGGAAAUGUCUAUUUGAAGAAAAACGACUAGAAAAUAGCUGGCAUCAAGAUUCCUAUGCCUUGUCGCACCCUACUGUUUCAAACGUAAGACCGUGCGUGUACCUGAUUAAGCGGAGAGAGAAGCACGUUUUCGCUAAAUUAGUCCCAAGUCUUCGCCAGUCGAAACUCACCCGCCGAUAAAUACGGUUAACUGUCUACGGCUUCGCUUUGUCUUUUUGUGUGGUUUUUUGAAAAGUUUAAUGUCCUGCUACGGUGCCUUGCUGCUGUUCUGCUGAAUAGACGGUAGAAAAGGUUGAAUCUCGAACUCGGCUUGAAAGAAAUACUCAUCUUAAAUCUUUCGUUUGUAUGAUCUGUUUUGUUAUACAUUACUUUUCUCCAGAUAUGACUACGAUCUGGAAAUAUCAGUGCCGACGUUUUGUGAACAAUAGAUAGUUAUUGGGACAUAUAAUACUAGUGUCUGUUAUUUGUAUUCACGCUAUAGACAGCUGAUCUCUAACGAAUGGUUUGGUGAUUUCCUAGCCAGCGUUAGAGGCCACGACCGCUAUAUUUGAACUCAUUACCUGUACGUUUUUUGCCGUCCCUCGAACGGGUCACAGCCCAUGAUAGCACAGUGCUAAAGCCAAUAUCGAAAAGAGUAAAAUCUCAGCCCUUGCAGGUAGGCAGUGUCUCUAUUGAUCUAAUACGUAAGGCUAUCAGACACGGUAGGCGGUAUAUAAUAUCUAUAUACUGUCUGAUCACUGUUACUCAUCUUUAUACUGCUGUAUGUAACCGACCUAUUUAUGAUGUACAAAAUGGAGGAUAUAUGCCUCUCCUCUUAUCGAAGAUACAAUAAUACUAUGCGACGUUUACCAGUGCUUCGUUACGAGCUUCGUAUUACCCUGGAUAUUGACUGCACUCAUUGACCAGCACAAGUUAGCCGGUUGUCAGGAAGCAACAAAAAGAUCGUGAACACUUGCGCUAUCACUUGUCCUUCCAGCCUCAUUGCCUACCUCGAGAUUGUGUUUAUGUGUAUACCGUAAACAAUAACAAUUAUACGAUAAUUCGACAAGGGUGAAGGUGUGCGAAGCUGACACAGACAGGGUUCGGAAACCAGUGGCUCCAUAACUCGGUGGAUUUGUGUGCGCUCAUCAUGGUUUUUCUUUUGCUUCCGUAGCUGAGAAGGUACACCAUUUAUUUGUUACGAGCAUCUUAAGAGUGAAUGGUCCGUUAGGGCCUGUGGAAAUCACAGUGGGAAUGAAUCGAUCAAAGCUACGACGAUUCCAUUCGGAAUCGUACGACUUGAAACAACGCCCGUUGUUUCGGCGGCAGAGCCUAUGUGAAGUGGUGUACGAAGAGCCGGAAUUCGUUGGCCUGCUUGGUUAUCACGAGCGACCUAGUUCGCCUCAUACACCGGAAGAGAGCUCUGGCGCAAAUAGUACCUCCCUGUCGCGAAUCUCUGACGAGGACGAAGAGUGGCGGGGGGCGCACAAGCCUGGACCGAGCGGCGUUUUGUCCCCGAGAGCCUCCCAGGCUACUCAAGGGGUGCAGGCCACUGACGGCGGCGGCGGGCAGGCUGAAGGCUGCUCGCUUGCCGCCGCACCGCUUUCGGAUCCAGUUACCCCCCGGGCCGAACGAAAAUGCGGACUCCUAGCAAGAUCUUCGACGGCAGGCUUUGCAGGAGACGGUCCUCCAACUUCAAAAGGCUCCUCCUUCGGAAGAGCAGCCCUCGAUCGACAGUGGCGAAAACUGUUCCAUAGUAACUCACAGGAUCAUCACGAUGAGGGGCAAAGACCCAGUCGGGAAAAACACUCUCUCAAAUUUCGCCGGCAGGACAUACUCAACAGCGAACUCUAUGCACAUCGAAGUAAGAGCCUGACCCAGAUCGACUGUCUAGGCAGCCGAGGGCGAGGCGACAUGUUGAGUGCGGGCGUGGAAGAAGGUCAGCAAUCUACGCCAUGCCCGGACCGGUUAGCCGUACCCCCCGAAGGCGGCGGACCGUCAGGCGAUUCGUCGGGUCGAUCCACGCUCUUAAGUGGCACCCACAAGGUUCCUAGCCAAGAGUACCUGUCUGUAACUGUGGAGUGUGAGGAUUCUCGUCCCCAAGAAAUGGAAAUUGUACCCGUCGCAAAAGGAGCUGUACUCAGGGACGUCUUAUCAGGCGUAUUAGAACGGCGUGGAUUGAAUAUCUCAUCAGUAUCGGUAGUUCAAGAAGGUUCAUCAAAGAAGCCCAAUCUAACUACCGAUACCCAUAAACUGGCCGGGUGUCACUUUCGCAUCAAAGUGAAGGAAGGCCAUGAGUCGCAGAGUGUCGCUAGGGCGAAUUCCACUUCAUCGCUAUCGAGUACAGGAAACCAAUGGCGGGGUGGUUCAGGACCAGGAGUCAGAGGAGUGGGUAGCAGCAACGUCAGCCAGAACUCCUCCUCCUCAUUGCGAGACAAGGAUCAGCGCAAGAUGACCUCCUCUGCGCUGACUGGGUCGCAACGAGGCCGUCGGGGUGGCUUGUCUACAGAGGAUCUCUCCAGCGAACUCCAACAGAUAGCCGACUCACAGAAUUCGUGGAAGAAUUCGAAAGGCCGACAAGCGAUUGGUCGAAAAGCUGGACUUCUCGCCACUGGAUACAGGAUGGAUAAGGCCUCGCAGGACAAGGAAGAUAUGCGUCUGCUUACAGAGUUACUCAACCAGUACGCACAAUCAGGCAUCCCCGCCAUGGCGCUCGGUUACUCAAGCGGUAGCGAUGAUGACGAGAGUCUAUUUUAUAUCGAGGAUAGUUGGAGACAGAUUGUCGAAUCACCAGAGGUCUUGGAUAAGCAGCUUCAAUCUCAACAGGAAGCACUGUGGGAGCUAUUAGCCACCGAGGCUUCUUAUAUUCGUACGUUGAAAGUAGUUGUCGAACUUUUCCUCUCGACACUAUGUAACUUACAGGACAAAGGACUGCUCAACGAUAUCGACGUUGACAAAAUGUUCAGUAAUAUCGUGGACAUAUACGAAGUGAACAGGACAUUCUGGACGAAAUGUCUUCAACCGCUUCUUCGCGAGGGUCGUAUACAUCGGCGACCUUUGAAUCCACUGCGGCUACGCGACGGAUUUAUUCAUUUCGAAGAACUCUUCGAGCCAUAUAUAAAAUACUGCCUAGAGCAAGCCACCUGUCUCGCAUAUGUUAAAGAAAAUCGUCACGAGUCUGUUCUCUUCAAAAGCUAUGUCGCGUGGUGUGAAUCGCAGAAAGAGUGCGGUCGGUUACGAUUUACCGAUUUGCUCGUGAAGCCGAUGCAGCGGCUAACCAAGUACUCGCUACUCCUAAAGGCCAUACUGAAGAAAACAGACCAAUUGGAAACGCGUGCUGGUCUAGCCGAAAUGAAUGACAUGGUCGAGCGAUUCGUCUGCAACGUUGACGCUCAGCUCCGGCAACGCCACGAACACGAGCGACUAGAAUCGCUUAUUGGCCGAAUUGAGGCGUACGAACCAUUCGAUACUACCAGUGACGAAGUGGAGAAAGCGCUACGGGACAAUUUUACCUUGGACCUAACCUGCGCGAUGCCCGGCUGUGGACAGCAGAACCGGCAACUGGUGGCCGAAGUGCCCGGCGUGAAGUUCCGUGACGCCGCCAGUUCCAGCAAGAUCGACGUACACUGCCUAUUUUUAACCGACAUGCUGUUAUUAUGCAAGUCCAUUGGUCGAAAGGGCCAGGACAAGCUUAAGGUAAUUCGACAACCAUUCGUUGUCGAGCGUUUGAUCGUUCGCGAUAUGAAAGAUGCGUCCUUGCUACUUGUCUACCAGAACGAAUACCGCGUCGUCGCCUGGUACCUACAGCUUUUUGGCCCGGAGCAAGUGCUGCGCGGGCUGGUGGAGCAGCUACGCAAGGCACAGGAUCAGUUCGCCAGAGCCCGUGCGGCGGCCGUGCAGGGACGCCACGCUGGGCUCGCGUACCUGGCCACAUCCUACCCGGAAGACCCCGAGGAUGACGCCCCACGACCGUCGCUUCUUACUGCAGGACGCUCGCCACGCAGCUCUAGUCACUCAAGUUUGGUGCACUCGCAUUCCGGCUCUAUCGAUAUGUCUGACCCCGUAUCGGCGAGUUCGCAGGCGCCAACUGUACCCUGUCCUACGCCGCUUUUCGGGGCGUCAAGCAGUGGAAGUCCGCAGGGCGGUCGCGCCACGAGCUUCGAACUGGGCGAAUUGCAACGACAGGACAGCAGUUGUCAGCUCGAUCACCUCGAUCUCUUACAGCAGCAUCGUUCACGCAGUGUAGAGACACGAGGGACUUCGUCGGUCUCCGUCACCGUAACGAGUCCAAGGCCGGAGCGGCGUGCCUUCUUGCUUAAGGGAUGUUCUCCAGUUGGGCCAUCUGCAGCUCCUUCAAAUACGCUAACAGUUUCUGUGCCGCUCCAGCAACACCAAUACGACAAGCAGGAUAGUCUCGGAUCGCAAUUUUCGCCAACAAUUCAGGUCCCUCUGGCAUCUCCGACAAAGACGCUAUGUCCACACAGUCCGCCAUCCCCGCGAACGCUGCAGCGGGCCCUGCUGCACAAUUCCAGCCCUACAAAACCGCCGCUGCUGAAGACCAAGAACGUGUCCGGUCUGGUGACGCACAGCGCGCCGGUUAGCGAGGGACCAAGUCCUAUACAUAGCCUAGAUAGCAGCGAAUCAACCUCGAUAUCCCUCAGCCUUCAGCAGCAACGUCCGCAGCUGCAGCAGCCGUCAUCACACUCGGGAAGCGACGAAGGCGGCACCGGCGAAGUAAAUACUACAACGAACCAGAAUUCCGGCCAAGUUUCGCUGCAGCAAACUGGUCAGCAGCCUCAAGCAGCUCACAGUGGGACAACCCCUACGCAGUCAUCAGCUGCAGAGAGUCCUCGAGCAGCAACGCCGAGAAUCAGUUCGAUAUCGGUGGGGGUUAUCCCAGCGAUGAGUCCCGUUGAACCGCCGACACCGGUGCAAGAAACACCCAACCCAAUUUUACCGCUUCCGCUGGUAGCAUACGCCUCGCCACCCCCGGGACAACAGAGCGGGUCAUCGUCAACGCCUUCGACUGGCGCGAACUCGGAUUCGUCGGUCAGUAUACCAGUAUCUACCUCAACAACUGAAAAUCGUCGCAAAGACGAUCCCACACAACUUGUGCGACCCCACCGAGAGCUUCCACCGCCGCCGCCGCGCAGAACUCCGAGAACGGAUGGCAGUGGCCGAUUACAUCCGAGAAGACAUCAUACGGCCGAUUCGUUCGAACACCUGAAGCAGUCCCGUGACGCUUCGAUCCACAAGCGCUUGUCGUGGAAUUGCGGCCAGCAGCUUUCUGAGACGGCAGCAGGAUGUCCCAGCUCGAUCCGAAGUGGCGCGUCUGUCCACGGCCAUGGAGUUUCGCCGCAUCAGCAGGCCAUUAUGGCCGCAGACCUUCGUUCCCGUAACCAGUGCCUCAGCUCAGAAUCCAUGUAUAGUUCAAGCGGAGUCAGUAGUACAGGGUCGCUUCUGCUGAGCGGGGAGGAUGGUUCGGGCGGCUUAAUUGGAGGCCCCUUGGGUCCUACAGGAGGCUUGAUAGCAUUGGAAUCCUAUUUAGGACAGCACCCCUUCCCGCAGCAAACGAUCGUUAUCAACGGAAUUGACCCGUUCGAGGAUGACCCAAUUCAGGAAGAGGACGAAGGCUCCGCGGCCGAAGAGACGCCUCAGCCAGUUCCAGUGAUUCGAGCGAAACCACAGUACCAACUAGAAUAUAUCGCAGGGCAGCCUGGAUCACGGAUCAAGAUCGACAUCUCUGAGGUGGCCGAGACCGUCGCCUCCGACGACGCACCUGCGGUCCACUUUGUAACGGCUGGCAGCAUCUGCUGCUCCCCUGAUACGGAAGCUCUACGAGAGGGACCUAGCUCACCAUCGCUCCCUGAACGCCGAGCGAACGAUGAGCUGGUAACCCCCCGAAACCUGCCCACAGCGUCGCCACAGCAAACGCAGCGAAAAGAGCAGCAAGAACAUCAACAGCAAUUAUUAAGCAUUCAAGUAACUGGAGUACCAUCAUCACAGCACGUCUAUUCGCAGAAGUUGCCGUCUUCUCAAGUCGAAGUAUGUUGUCAGCCAUCUCCAGCGAGCAAAUUGUCGGAGAUGCCACUCUCCAGGACUGAAAGGGAGCCCGAAGUAGUCGCUGGAAAUUGGGGUAAUUCGACAAACGCCCCACAAAGCCCCUCGCAACAAGGCGAUACACCUCCGAUGACUGCCAAUAGAGCCAACGGUCCUCAAUCAAAGCGGCAGCCCAAAGAUCUGCACCGUAUGAAGGAACUCUUAUUAGAUAACUGCUCUUUUGACGUACAAGAUGUUUGACGAGCGUACUUUCUAUUCGACAGCAGAGCGCUCUGAGCACUUUACAGUUGGUUGGCUAUAACUUAAAGAAGCAGGUUGUAUGUAAUCAAAAACACCAUCAAGGUCUGCCGAAUCGGAGAAUUCAGACCUUUAGACUCGACAAACAUGGGAAACCGUUUUGUACCUAUAGGAAAAACAGUUAACACAGAUGAUCCACACGCUGAAGACAACAGAAGCUGAUUGUAAAAUAGAAUUCUCCUGCAACAAUAUAUGCGCUUGCACGUACAAGCAAAUAUGGGCGUCCCGUGGAUGUGCCCGUCAAGCAUUAACCAGGCCAUUCGCGGAGGCCUUUGGCAAACCUGACUAAUGAUAGGGCUGUGCAUGAUGGUCUUAUUAGUUAAAGGAAGUUACAGGAAGGAGGCGUCACCCAGUCACCAAAAAUGUUCCACAUUUUCCAAGUAAGGCCGAAAAUGUGUCGUAUAUUGCAAAAUCAGCGCAGAAAGUGUCGACUUCUUUCAAAUAGCCAUCAUGGCUAAUUUUAGUGUGCGGUAAUAAAAGCAGAAGCAGUAGGCUUACGACAUAUGCAAAGGAAAAGACGAACGAACGAAGAGUGUGUGGCCAAUGUAACGGAUGGAAACAAUCGUGUCAAGUAGAUAAGAUAACAAUAUAAUAAAAAUAUAUAUGAAUAGAAGGAUGCAACCUUUUCUGCAUUCUCUGGCACCUGUUUCGGGGUGGUAAACCUGAAUUGAUAAUAACUUCUGCUGAAAAACCUGCCACAUCGGCCGAUCUUUCCCUUAUAUAACAGCACAUAGGCUACGGAUAAUAAAUGUUCCCAAGGUUUUUUCCCAGCGAUAUGCGUCUCCACCUAGCUCAUAUCACAGUUUUCUCAAAACUCUCUUCCGAUAGGCAUCUUGUUCGAUUCGCUACAAACUAUAUAUAGUGUACAUAAUUACCCUAAUGCAACAAUGUAUAUAUAUAUAAUACAUAUUAUAUAUAUAUAUUUUAUAUAUAUGUAUAUAUAUAUAUAUACACAUACGAUGUGGUGUUUUCGGAAGAAUUCACAGCUUCAGAGCUCAUCUGAGUAAUGCUGGGGGCCCACGCUCUCGUUACGGUUACUAUUAUUUGUUACUACUCCAGCUACGGAUUAUUAUUAAUAUACCUAUAUCAAUAAGGUUCCAUUUAAAAUAUGAUAACAUCCUGUAUAUUGUGUCGCUUUAGUUGCGGAUAAUUGACGCGAAUGGCAAGCGAACUCAUUAUAGCUGGUGUACCAUUGUGAUUAGCAUCGCUAAAGCUCGGUAGAGCUAUUCUUUUAUUUGCCUAAACUGAACACCUAUCUCAAUAGUAAUAGGACAACUAUCGAAAAUUUCGAAGUCGUAUCUAGACAGUACUGCUCCUGUUGAGAGGAAAGAAACACAAAGCAACAAGAAUUCAAGCUAUUACCGUUGCUUUGUGUUCUCAUCUGGCUUGCGGAAACAAUUGCAGCACGUUUUUGCAAUGUAAAUAUACGGGAAAUACUAUAUAAUGACAAGUAAUGUCUAAUUAUCACGGCGGGCUGUGGAAAAAAUGCAGAAAAAAAGAAGGCGGUGACGAGCGAUCAGAAUAAACGAGGGGAGGAAGAAGGGAAGGAAACGUAACAAUGGAGAGUGGAACUAGCAGGAGCUAAGAGAACGAUGGAAGCGUUUUCUUCGUAGACUGAUCCAUUAUUUCCCUAUCAUUCUAUAAUAUAAUAAGAAAGUGUAAUUCAAAGAGAGAGACAUUUCGAUAAUUCAUAAUUUAUUUGGCUAUAUUGACCAGCUAACAUGCAUAUACGGAGACACACAAACAAACCUAAGAUUGUGAUGAACUUACGUUUGUCCUAUUAAUGAAAACUAUCCUUUUGCGGGAACAGUUGCUUGUCAGUUGGCUAAAAAGCCAAAGCAACCUCCGCCGGUUAGUCAAGGGACGAGGAGAUGACUAAUAAAAUACAAAGAUCACUUGGAUUAACGAGUCUGCUUCACUGUCGAUAGCUGUGACGCAACCUUAAACGUUAUAUUACAAAAACGUAAGAAAAACCGUUGAGUGUUCAUAUAAAGAAACUAAUUGACGCAGAGGCCUUCUACGGUGUGUGCAGGUUCUCAAGGAUUAAAUUUAAUCCGAUUCGUUUUCUUUCAUUGAUGUCAUUAUAUAGACCAAAGGAAAGGCGUUUUUUUUCUUGAGAACCUAACCUUUGCAUUGAGCCUUCCGUGUAUGCGACUAAAUGAAGAAGCCGCUGGUUACCUACGAUCCAGAUCAUCUGGAUUGUGCAAGCGGCUAAGGACAGGUUUCCUGUUAUGUAUAUAGUAACUAUUUGGACUACACACCCUGAUAGUUUUGCGAUAGAGUUUUGCAUAAGGUUGUUCAUCUUUGCGAUGUUCGAAGAGCGCGUUUGUUGAACGGGUCAACCCAAAGAAAUGAUUCUAUGUGAGGGACAAGCAAAUAUCAAUGAUCAUUCGUUUUUCCUCAAUUGUAUCAUAUCCGUAUAAAUUACGUUGUGUUGAAAUCUACGGACAUUUCGCCAAAACUUCUCCAAGGCGACAUGUUCCUCGUAAGAUUCAUGCUGCCGUAUUUCGGUCAUAACUAUUUUGUAAGCGAUUAGAUCAUUUUAUGUACAGCGGUUAUGUGCACAUGUAACAUUUUUCGGCUCUUUUUUUUGGUCGCUGGCUACAAGCCAAGAAAAUGUAUUUAUUUUCAAUAAAAUAUAAGUAUAGAUCUUUUGA